GCAGCUAGCUCGCUCUCUUAUUUCGUCAAAUCUAAUUAGUUCAAUGAGAAAUUCUUUCAUUUCCCAUGCAAGCACUGCGACAGUUGUGUUCAUGUUGCUCCUUUUGAGCACUACAUGCAAAGCGCAACUAUCUUCUACAUUUUAUGACCAAAACUGUCCAAAUGGACUAAGUACUAUUCGGAAUGCUAUUAGAACAGCUGUUUCACGAGAACGUAGAAUGGCGGCAUCUCUAAUUCGUCUCCAUUUUCAUGAUUGCUUUGUUCAGGGCUGUGAUGCAUCAAUUUUACUAGAAGAUGGCGAGAGGAAUGCACUGCAAAAUAGGGGUUCUGCAAGAGGUUAUGAGAUCAUAGACAGUGCAAAAGCUCAGGUAGAGAAGAUAUGCCCUGGAGUUGUAUCUUGCGCAGAUAUUCUUGCAGUGGCGGCUCGAGAUGCUUCCGUUGCUGUUGGUGGUCCAUCUUGGACAGUGAAGCUUGGAAGAAGAGAUUCCACCACUGCAAGUUCCUCUCUAGCUGAACAAGAACUUCCAAGAUUUACUGACGGCCUUGAUAGUCUAAUAUCUCGUUUUGGUACCAAAGGGCUCAGUGCAAGAGACAUGGUUGCAUUGUCAGGUUCCCACACACUAGGGCAAGCUCAAUGUUCUUCAUUUCGUGGUCGGAUAUACAAUAAUGGGAGUGACAUCGAUGUUGGAUUUGCUAGCACACGAAAGCGUCGUUGUCCGGGUACUAGUGGACAACCUGGGGAUUCAAACUUGGCACCACUUGACUUGGUGACACCAAAUUCUUUUGACAACAAUUACUUCAAGAAUUUACUGCAAAAGAAGGGUCUCCUUCAAUCGGAUCAAAUCCUUUUUAGCGGAGGAAGCACAGACAGUAUUGUCUCAGAAUAUAGUAGGAGCCCUGCCACUUUUAAGUCUGAUUUUGCAUCUGCCAUGAUUAAAAUGGGAGAUAUCGGUCCUCUCACUGGUUCAGCUGGGCAAAUUAGAAGGAUAUGCAGUGCUAUAAACUAAUUCUUGCACAAUUUCAAUACCUUGAAUCAAUUAAGUUUAGAUUCUUGUUCUAUUAUUCCUCCGGUCUGUCAUAUUUUUUGCGUGUGAUUCAUUGUUUAUA
Molecule: messenger RNA, 1106 nt
Organism: Quercus lobata
Lineage: Eukaryota; Viridiplantae; Streptophyta; Magnoliopsida; Fagales; Fagaceae
Product: lignin-forming anionic peroxidase-like
Exons: 4
Coding region: 44-1006 (320 amino acids)
Biological process (GO): response to oxidative stress; hydrogen peroxide catabolic process
Molecular function (GO): heme binding; peroxidase activity
Source: RefSeq, a predicted model, not a curated record